ACGCCUAACAACUCAGGAAUGAGCGAGGAUUAUAUUGAUUGAUUAAUAAGGAUUUUAAUCUUAAACAUUUAUUAAGGAUAUCAAAUGAGUGCGCUAGAUACUUUGGACAGAAAAAGUAAUAAAUCACUCUUCUUGAAAAAGAUUUCAAACCACGUUGACUAGUACUAAUAUAAAAACACAGCAUAACAAAUUGAACACAACAUAAAUUCCAGUACUAAGUAAUCCUAAAAUUCCACAAAAAAUGAAGAAAAAUACCAACUCUUUUCUACUCCCCUAUUAUCUUUUAAUCCUACUCUCCAUAAUUUCACAAGCAUUAUCUUCGAAUUCUACAUACAAUAACUUCUUCCAAUGCCUAAAAAAACAAUCAAUUUCAUCAACAAACAUCCCCAAAAUUCUCUACUCAAAACAAAACACAAACUACAAUUCAAUCCUACAAGCCUACAUUCGAAACCUUAGAUUCACAUACCCAACAACCCCAAAACCACAACUCAUAAUCACACCCUACAACCCCUCCCAAGUAUCCGCCGCCGUCGUAUGCGCUCGCAACCUCGGCCACCAACUCAAAAUCCGUAGUGGCGGCCACGACUACGAUGGCCUAUCCUACAUCUCCAACACCCCAUUCGUCAUCCUCGACAUGAAAAACUUACAACGUAUCUUAGUAGACCCUAGAGCCGGAACUGCCUACAUGGAGGCAGGUUCGACUCUAGGGGAACUCUACUACAACAUUCAAAUAAAAACAAAUAAAUUCGGGUUUCCGGCCGGAGUAUGCCCUACAGUGGGCGUAGGAGGCCACGUCAGCGGUGGUGGGUACGGCAACAUGAUCAGAAAACAUGGGUUAUCCGUAGACCAUAUAACCGACGCCACCAUAGUCGACGCAACGGGUCGGAUCUUGAACCGGUCCACCAUGGGUGAGGACUUGUUUUGGGCUAUACGAGGCGGCGGAGGUGCUAGCUUCGCCGUGGUAGUUUCCUACACGGUGAAGCUAGUCCCGGUACCGGAAAAAGUAACGGUUUUUAACAUUAAGCGGUUUAUAAGAGAGAAUGCAACGGAUUUAGUUUACAAGUGGCAGUUACUAAUGAAAGAUAUUGAUCAUAAUUUAUUUAUCAGAUUAUUAUUACAGCCUGUAAGUGAUCCACAAAAUAAAGGUAAAAAAACAGGUAGAGUUACUUUUAUAGCCCUUUAUUUAGGUAAUUCAAGUACAUUAUAUUCUUUACUCAAAAAAGAAUUUCCUGAACUUGGUCUUAAGAAGGAAGAUUGCUUGGAAAUGAGUUGGGGUAAAUCAACUUUGUUUUGGGCUAAUUUCGACAACGAAACAUCCCCUGAAGUUCUCUUAAGUAGGAACUACUCGGCAAAUUACUCAAAGAGAAAAUCGGAUUAUGUACAAAAACCGAUCACUAAAGUAGGGUUGAAUCUACUAUGGAGGAAGUUGAUUACCUUGGCGAAACCAGGGUUGGUAUUUAACUCAUAUGGUGGAAGAAUGAACGAGAUUUCGUCGUCGGAGACACCAUUUCCACAUAGGAGAGGUAAUUUGUAUAAGAUUCAGUACUCAAUUAGUUGGAAAGAUGCAGGGAAAAUGGAUGAUGAUAAGAAUAUUGGGUUGAUUAGGGAGCUUCAUGAUUUUAUGACACCUUAUGUAUCAAAAAAUCCAAGGGGUGCUUAUUUUAAUUAUAGGGAUGUUGAUAUUGGUGUUAGUCAUAAUUGGACUUACAAAGAAGGGGAAGUUUAUGGUAGAAAGUAUUUUAUGGGGAAUUUUGAUAGGUUAGUUAAAGUUAAGAGUUUGGUUGAUCCUGAUAAUUUUUUUAGGAAUGAGCAAAGUAUUCCGACUUCGAAAUCAUUGGGGGAUAAAUAGAAAUUAUGUGCAACUUCUUAUCUAGUGAUUUGAUUUUAAUUUAUAUAAAGCAUAUGUACUAAAAAGUUGUAGGUUGUUGAUUUUUAUAUUGAUCGAAAGGCUUUUAUUGUUACAA
Molecule: messenger RNA, 1964 nt
Organism: Chenopodium quinoa (quinoa)
Lineage: Eukaryota; Viridiplantae; Streptophyta; Magnoliopsida; Caryophyllales; Amaranthaceae
Product: berberine bridge enzyme-like 19
Exons: 1
Coding region: 242-1849 (535 amino acids)
Molecular function (GO): oxidoreductase activity; FAD binding
Source: RefSeq, a predicted model, not a curated record